This is a messenger RNA of Saimiri boliviensis boliviensis (Bolivian squirrel monkey), 1714 nucleotides long. It is a transcript of the gene NOXA1, whose product is annotated as NADPH oxidase activator 1. Gene Ontology annotation, molecular function: superoxide-generating NADPH oxidase activator activity; protein binding. Gene Ontology annotation, biological process: superoxide anion generation. NCBI's taxonomy places the organism in Eukaryota, Metazoa, Chordata, Mammalia, Primates, Cebidae. The record is from RefSeq and is a predicted model, not a curated record.
CGGGGCGGGGCCUGAGGGCUGCUGGGGGCGGUGCAGCGUCCGGUGGAGGCGUGGUCAGGAGGUCCCGGGGCGGGGGUGCGGCCCUGCCGGGAAGGGGCGGCUGCCGGCCGCCAGGGGGCGCCGCGGGGCAGCGGGGUCGCACGUGGCCCGCCGCCUGGACUCGGCCUCUCCGUGGGAUCGCGGCCCCUCCUCGCCCGCCGCCUUCCGCCGCGGGUACCGCCAUGGCCUCGCUGGGGGACCUGGUGCGCGCCUGGCACCUGGGCGCGCAGGCCGUGGAGCGUGGGGACUGGGCCCGCGCCCUGCGCCUCUUCUCGGACGUUCCGGCGCCGCCCGCCAGGCUGUGCUUCAACGCCGGCUGCGUGCACCUGCUGGCCGGGGACGCCGAGGCCGCGCUGCGGGCAUUUGACCAAGCAGUGACCAAGGACACCUGCAUGGCCGUUGGCUUCUUCCAGCGAGGAGUGGCCAACUUCCAGCUGGCGAGGUUCCAGGAAGCUCUGUCUGACUUCCAGCUGGCCCUGGCGCAGCUGAGGGGCCAUGCGGCCAUCGACUACACACAGCUGGGCCUGCGGUUCAAGCUGCAGGCCUGGGAGGUGCUAUACAAUGUGGCAUCAGCACAGUGCCAGCUAGGGCUCUGGACAGAGGCGGUCAGCAGCCUAAGGGAGGCCAUGUCCAACUGGCCGGAGGGGUCCCUGAAUGGUCUGGAGUCAGCUCUGGACCAAGUGCAGAGACACAGCUUGCUGCCGCUGAGGCAGGUCCCCAGGGGCGAGGUCUUCCGGCCCCACCGGCGGCAUCUGGACCAUCUGGAGCCUGUGGAUUUCCUGGGCAAGGCCAAGGUAAAGGUGGUGUCCUCUGCCGUCCCUGAGGGCCAGCGCUGGGCCGUCCGCUUGCAGCAGCUGCAGGGAGCGGGAGUGAACCGUGAUGCCAGCACCCCCGUCGGGGGCUCCGCAAGAGCUGGCACCCAGCAGGGCGCCCUCCACGCAGAGACAGAGGUCAGUGCUGACAGCGGCACGCUGGCUGCCCACCGAGAGCAGAGGCCCCAGAUGGAGCAAGAUGGCAAACCAGGGGAGGCCACUCCUCUGUCCCCAGGGCUGCCAGCAGCGGGGGUGCCUGGCCCCAGCCCCUCUGAGGACCCAGCAGCUGCUGGGGAAGCAGGUGCGGGGUGCGCUGAGCCGCAGGUGACCGUCACCGUGCAGUGCGCCUUCACCGUGGCCCUGACGGCACGAGCGGGAGCCGACCUGUCCAGCCUGCGGGCACUGCUGAGCCAGGCCCUCCCGCGCCAGGCCCAGCUGGGACAACUCAGUUACCAAGCCCCAGGUGAGGAUGAGCGCUGGGUCCCCAUCCCCGGGGAGGAGUCACUGCAGAGGGCUUGGCUGGACUCGGCUGCCAGCCCCCGGGGGCUGCAGCUGCAGUGCAGGGGAGCCGGGGGCCGGCCGGUCCUCUACCAGGUGGUGGCCCAGCAUGGCUACUCAGCUCAGGGGCCGGAGGACCUGGACUUCAGACAGGGGGCCACGGUGGACGUCCUGUGCGAAGUGGACCAGGCGUGGCUGGAGGGCCACUGUGACGGCCGCGUCGGCAUCUUCCCCAAGUGCUUCGUGGUUCCCGCUCACCCUCGAAUGUCGGGAGCCCCCGGCCACCUGCCCCGGUCCCCGCAGGGAGAUCAGCCCUAGCAAUGCUGUGUCCACCAUGGUUUUAAUAAAAGCAACACCCCACUGCA